Messenger RNA from Eurytemora carolleeae, 3412 nucleotides. Its product is annotated as pikachurin. Bases 549 to 3233 code for a protein of 894 amino acids. Lineage: Eukaryota; Metazoa; Arthropoda; Copepoda; Calanoida; Temoridae. Gene Ontology annotation, molecular function: calcium ion binding. The transcript has 19 exons. The record is from RefSeq and is a predicted model, not a curated record.
GCAUGAUGGUUAAAUAAGGGGUAAAAAUGGAAUGAGGUUUUGCUGAGAGGUAAGUUCUGAAUGAGGAUUGGAUAUCUAUGUAUAACUAGAAACCUCGGAGGUUGAAGGUAUUGUGGACUCUUUACUCCAGUAUACUCUAUCCUAUUCAACAUAUCAGAUCCCAGUACUCCGGGUCCUCAAUAUAUAUCACUGGACUCAUACAACUCAUAUCAUCAUCAUAUCUACACUAAACAAUAUCCAGAGUGAGAAAGGUUAUAUGGUUAUCGGUAUAUAGUAUCAACUUAAAUAUUUCGGGUUCGUUUUACUACACUCCGUACACUACUAGAUACACGUGAACCUUAUCCAGACUUAAAUCGAUUCUAGUUUCAUGAACUUGAUACAAGUUAAUCUCUUCUAUCCGUGAAUUCCAUCCAGGUUUCAAUACAUAAUACAUUUCCAACCCCAUCUUGAACCUGAUCCAAACCAGUUCUUGUGAUAUAUAUAUUUCCGGAGAUGUGUGUUAAGAAACCAAAGUGAAAAAAAUGUCGAGUUAAAACCUGAGAAAGAAAAUGAACAAGAUGAGGAAAAUGCGGGAAAUAUUUGUUGGAACAAACUGGUUUUUGUUUGUUUAUUUACUUUCACUACCCGCGAGUACUGUGCCUGCACCACUAGAGGCUGCUUUCCAAGGUCGGUGUGAGGAGAUGAACCCCUGUGAACAAACAUGUUUUAAUCUUCAUGACAACAUGUACGAAUGUGAUUGUACAGAGGGAUUCUAUCUUAAUACUAACGGAUACAACUGUAUAGCCUUCAACGAGACCGGGGUUACUGAGAGUCGUGAGCCGAGUAUAGCAAUACAGAUAGAAGUAGAUAUAGAACCUCCACUUCAUCAGGAUCAAGAUCUUAGUGAGGAACAACUACAUAAACUCGGCCUUCCGACCCAUCACGUCCAUUACAGGGCCGGUCAGCCUGCCCACCAGGCUGCCCGGCAGCCUAGCGGCCAACCUGCCGGUACGGAGCUUCUAGCACCAGCAGAUAUUCAGGUGUCCUAUACUGUAGCUAAUGAAGAGACCCAGAUAAAGAAGCAGGACGGAGAAAACUUUGCUCCUCCACACUAUUCAAGGGAUGAGUCACAAGCACCUGUAGAGUAUCUCGACCCACCCAGAGCUCUUCCUGCUGUGGCUGAACCUUAUCUAGUAGACUCAGCUUUCCUGAAGGACAAUAUUUACACUGUUCCUGCAUUCUGUGGAUUAAACUGUGGAACUGGAACAUGCCAUACAGAGAGAGUGGAUACAGAGUGGAUAUCCAGGUGUAUUUGUCCUGCUGGUUGGGGUGGAGCCCAGUGUGCUGAGCACAUUGAUAUUUCUAUUCCUGAGUUAUCAGGAACAGGAUUCAUCUCCUUCCCAACCCUACAGAACGCUUACAGUGAUCUCCAUCUAUCACUGGAAUUUAAACCUACAGCAUGGACAGGAUUACUGUUGCUAACUGGGGAAACUGAGGAUAUGACCGGAGAUUAUUUAGCUCUGGUCUUGAAGGACGGAUAUAUUGAACUCAGGUUGGAUUGUGGAACUGGACCUGGUGUAGUGAAGACGAGCUCUCAAGUUCACCUGAACGCGUGGAACCACGUAAGCGUGUUCCGGCACGACUGGGGAGUCUGGGUUCAGCUUAAUGGAGGAAAACGAGAGGAGGGAAGAUCCCAGGGUCUCUUCUCAAGGAUAACAUUUAACCAGCCGGUGUAUAUUGGUGGGUCUGGAGAAAUGAGGAAUGUCAAGAAUUUUGUCGGAGUUGAUCAGGGGUUGCAGGGUUGUGUGAGACACUUGGAGAUAAAUGAUUUAAGUUACAGUUUCAACCCUGUUUCUACCGGAGGAGACUCCAUCGGAGGGAUAGAUACAGGAGUAUGCAAAACUCCAGGUUGCUCCAACAGUAUGUGUGGACAGGGAACUUGUCGAGAUCAGAGUUCUCCCUUCUCAUCCAACCCGGCCAACCAGAGCAGGCAGGGUUGUGAUUGUCCUCUGGGUAGCUCUGGAGACAGGUGCCAGAGACAAGAACACAUCCAGAUGCCGCGUUUUGUGGGAGAUUCUUUUCUGCGUCACGCUGGAUUGGGAGACGCUGCAUUGAUUUGGCUAGAAAUGGAGAUCGUCUUCAAUCCUUCCCAGCUCCAGGGACUUAUUCUCUACAAUGGAAACAGAAACGAUGGGAAGGGCGACUUUGUGGCAGUAUUUCUCAACCAGGGAUUUGUGGAGUUUGCAUUUGAUCUUGGAAACGGAAUCGCUAUUGCAAGGAGCGGGAGCAAGGUUAAGAUUGGAUCCUGGCAUUCUCUGACAAUCUCCAGGACGGGUAGAGAGGUUUAUCUCAGCCUGGAUGGAGAGGAGGGGGAGACGGUUACUUCUCCAGGAGGGUUUACUCAGCUCUCCCUGUCUCAGAACCUAUGGUUGGGUGGGGUACCGGAGUACGGUAUACUAUCAGCCUAUCUACCUAUCACAACUGCGUUUCACGGAUGUAUACAAAAGUUGGUUGUAAACGGUUUACCAAUCCAACUUGUUGGUUCUGCUCUCUCCGGGUUAAAUGUUGAGAGCUGUGUGCACUCCUGCCAAGGAUCUCCUUGUGGAGCUGGAAUCUGUUCUCCAAACCUGGAUACCUUCUCUUGUCAGUGUCCUCUAGGCUGGGGAGGAGAAUCCUGUAGUACUCCUACUCCAGACUCCUCACCUAUACCAGGAUUCACAGGAAACAGUUACUUAUUCUUCAACAAUCAGGAUAUUUACCAAAAUUUGGUAGGGACUGCUAACUCCAUCAAUAUCAGACUGCGUGUUACAUCAGCCCAUGGACUGCUCAUGUGGGUGGGAGGAGAGAAAUCGGAACCAACUCCUGAUUAUCUCCUGCUCGGAGUUCACAACGGAUACCUCCAGUUUGUGUUUAAUGUUGGAAGUGGAGAGAUGGUUCUAGAAUAUAAUUCUACCAGGAUAGAUGAUGGACUUUGGCAUAGAGUCAGAGCUACAAGACUUGAACAAACUGCUUCCUUAAUGGUGGACAACGGUGACGUCAUAACCGGUUCUGCACCUGGAAACCUUCGACAGCUGAAUGCAAAAACCGGUUUAUAUAUAGGUGGAGUAGAGGAUUAUAGUGGAAUAUCCACACAUAGUUACUGGACUGGGUUGACCGGAUGUAUUGCUGAACUCUCUAUUGGAAAUAUGAUAAACAUUGAUAUGCUUCAUACAGCAGAGAGAGGAGGAAAUAUAGACUCGUGUUCUAUACCAUAAACUCAAUUAGAACCAAGUAUUCUAGGACCUAGCUAUGUCUGUUUAAAUAUGCAACUCUACUCCCCCCUCCCCCCACCAAAGAUUCCUGGUUCCCCGUUUUCGAAAUUUUAAUAAAAGGGACUGUAAGCGUAAAUUUAAGUGACCCUCUGUGCAAAGAUGUGAAUACCCGCUUUACAACG